Dimorphilus gyrociliatus is the source of this 1297-nucleotide messenger RNA. NCBI's taxonomy places the organism in Eukaryota, Metazoa, Annelida, Polychaeta, Dinophilidae. The record is from the annotation of a GenBank genome assembly.
AGUUAAUACAAACUGGUAGUAAAAGCAUAAGCGACAUCUGCCUUUUUUCUGAAAAUUUUAAUUUCUUUCUUGUCAAAUCUUAAACUUUUGUGCAAAGUUAUAAAAUAUUAUUCUUUCUUAAACAAUAUUUUAAAGUUAGCUUUCUACAAAGCGGCUUAUCUUUGCUUAAUUUGCAUCAAAAGAAAUUAUUUCAAGCGGACGACUCUUGAGCGAUAAUAAGUGAAAUUGUAUCACGUGCUGAAAGUUCCAAUGGGAGACUUCAAAUGUCACCGUGUUAAAUUUUUUAAUUAUAAAGCUAAUGCUAUACAUGCUCUGGCGUUCGAUGGUUCAAUAAAUAAACUGGCUGUUGGUAGAUCAAAUGGAUGUAUUGAAAUUUGGGAUACCCGUCACUCCAGCUGGUUUCAAGAAAGAGUUGAGUUUCCUAAAACUUUUAACUUUAUCCCUCCAAAGUUAACAAAACAGGGAGGGGUCGUCGAAUAAAAUACUUUCCUUUUUUAUUUUAAAGGAAGGGGGUGGCCAAAUAAUUUAGCUGAAAUAUAUAUAGCUAAUGUUUUGCAGUACUACUGUCUGAACUCAGGAAAAUUAUUUAAUGUUUUUUAAAUAAGGAUUUUCUUUUACAAAGUUGUAUGCUUUUUUUGUAACUUUAACCAUUUCCAGGUGCUUCCGCCGCAUACAAAUCACACGAUUGAAACUCUAGUUUGGUGUAAAGGCAGAUUGUUCUCGGCAGGUUUAGAUGGCUUUGUGUUCGAACACGAUCUAAAUUCUAUAUGUUUUAAGGCAUAUAUUUUGUUUACAAAACUAGAAAACUGUUUUUUAUUGUAAUUUUUUUUAAGGCCUCGCAGUCAUCAAACAGUGGAGCAAUAUGGUGCUCAUGUACAGAUUCCGAAAACGUAAUUUUGGUUUUAAGAAUCUAUUAACUGACAGAUUAAUAAAUAAUGUCUUAAAAACCUUUCAGGCAGGUACGGAAGACGGUAGCGUAAUUCGAUUUAAUCUACAUCAACAUGGCUUCGAAUUCGAUGGUUUCGUCACACGUCAGACAUCACGAAUCUUAUCUUUAUCUUGGAUCCCUAAAACUAAUUUUGCUGUUGCCGGUGGUAUCGAUGUUCUGUAUUUGGUAGAUGCUCUGAAAAACCAAGUUAUACACAGAAUGGUACCAGCUAGGGAAAAUAAGAAUAAAGAAACAAUUGUUUGGGGCGUCACUGCCUUCAGGUUAAGUUUAACAUUAUUGAAUAUAAAGCUUGGAUAUGCAUCAGUUAAAAGAGCACUUAUUCCCUGCAAUCUGAUAUUAUUUCAAUGA